GGAUAGAAAUGCAUCUAAGUAGCAGCCUCAGGUUUUAAAUCCCCCGCUCACCCACUAUAUAUACAAAACCAUCAAUUCACACUCAUCAUAAGCUUCAUCUACAUUUCUUUAGAUUUGCAAAGUGUCAGAUUUCGGAGCAAUUUGAAGAUGUCUGGACGUGGGAAGGGAGGAAAGGGAUUGGGAAAGGGAGGUGCGAAGCGUCAUCGUAAGGUUCUCCGAGACAACAUCCAGGGAAUCACAAAACCGGCGAUCAGACGUCUUGCGAGAAGAGGAGGUGUGAAACGUAUCAGCGGGUUGAUCUACGAGGAAACUCGCGGAGUUUUGAAGAUCUUUCUAGAGAAUGUCAUCAGAGAUGCUGUUACCUACACCGAGCACGCACGCCGGAAAACUGUCACCGCCAUGGAUGUGGUGUACGCGCUCAAGAGACAAGGCCGAACUCUCUACGGAUUCGGUGGUUAGGGUUUUACUAGUGUUGGUGUUUCUUUAGUGAUUUCUACUACUUGUUGAAAUCAACUGUUGUAAGUUUUAUGCUAUUUCUUAAACCAAACCAGAAGUAAUAGACGGAUUUCCUA
Molecule: messenger RNA, 572 nt
Organism: Lactuca sativa (garden lettuce)
Lineage: Eukaryota; Viridiplantae; Streptophyta; Magnoliopsida; Asterales; Asteraceae
Product: histone H4
Cellular component (GO): nucleosome
Molecular function (GO): DNA binding; protein heterodimerization activity; structural constituent of chromatin
Source: RefSeq, a predicted model, not a curated record